Messenger RNA from Drosophila ficusphila, 2944 nucleotides. Its product is annotated as glutaredoxin domain-containing cysteine-rich protein CG12206. Gene Ontology annotation, biological process: sensory perception of sound. The transcript is spliced from 5 exons. The record is from RefSeq and is a predicted model, not a curated record. Bases 792 to 2684 code for a protein of 630 amino acids. Lineage: Eukaryota; Metazoa; Arthropoda; Insecta; Diptera; Drosophilidae.
CGGCUCGAGAAAGAGAUGGAGCCUAGACGCCAGAAAGAGAGGGAGCAAGGCAGCGGAGAAGGAGAAGAAGAAGAGGUAAAAACAUUCCCCUGCGAAGCACGCCAACCCAAAGCGACUGACUAUGUUGCUGCGGUUUUCAGUUGCCAGCGCGAUUUUGAAUGGGUUGUACGCGCGGCGAGUACUCGAAAGUAUCUCGCAUCCGAUAGGUUUCAUAUUUCGAGCAUCUAUCCGUGAGAUGCAGCGCCAAUAAGAGCCGAAAACUGAGGAACAGGCGGCGUGCGUGCGCGCAAAUGGAAAAGUAUCCCAUUUUGGAUCUCUGGAAGUGCGAAACGGUUUUCCGAAUUUUCUGUUUUUUGUUUGGUUUUCCCAUGUGUGGUGCUGUGUGUGCAAAAGAAAAUUGUGUGCAAUAAGCGGCGAAUGCAGGUCAGCCAGCAGCCAACAGCCAGCAGCAGCAGCAGCAGCAGCGACGAAAUCCACACCAGCAGCAGCAACAGCAACAGCAACAACAGCAGCAACAGCAACAGCAGCAGCAGCAGCAGCAACAGCAGCAACAACAGCAACAACAGCAACAACAGCAACAGCAACUGCGAUUGCGGCAAUCUACAUGCGGUCGUCUAACUGUAAAGCUCUUGGCAACGGUCAGCGGCAAACCCAGCGGAACGCACAGCAGCAGCAUCAUUAGCCACUCGGCACUCGGUUGCAUCAGCCCCGAGAUACCAGAGUCAUAGAGCCAUAGUUACCUGGAUACCUGGAUAUCUGGAGUCGGAGCAGCAAACCAAUGCUGCAGAACCAUGGCGGCAACCACUAGCAGUGCCUUGCGAUCGGAGCCGAUGCGCGGCAUCUCCAUAAUCAUUGAGUCGCCAGGAUUGGCAACAGCAAUAGCCACGGCAGCAGCAGAAGCAGAAGCAACUGCAAUUGCAGCAGCAGCAGCAGCAGCAGCAACAGCAGCAACAGCAACUCAAGAAGCAGCCUCUGCCGAGAGCGAGAGCAACACUGAAAUGUCGCCCAAGUCCCAGGCUGGCAUGUUGCUGGCAUUUGGCGACUCGGCAGCAACAACCAAAGAUCAUUUGGAAACUAGUUACGACACAACAACAGUGACUGCAGCAACAACAACAACAGUGACUGCAGCUGCAACUGCAACAGCAACAGCAACAGCAGCGAACACCAAAAUAUAUCCACAACUGCUGCUGCGCAUCGGCGGAGAAAUUGGCGACGCUGCAGCCACAUCUCCGACCAUAAUCAGCUGCAGUGGCGAAACUGCGUCCAGGCAGCCAGCAUCUGCGACAGAAGCAGCAGCAACAGCAGCAGCAGCAGCAGCAGCAACAGCAACAGUGGCAACAUCGCCGCACAACAACACGGUGAAGAUCCAGAUCGAAGGCCAGGGUCAACCGCGCUCCCUCGGAAAGCAGGUCAGCGUGGUGAAGCUCAACGAGGGCGUCGAGGAGAUGCAGCAGCAGCAGCAGCACCACCACCACCACCUCUGCUUCCUGGUGGACACCAGUGGCCAGUACUCGCCCUGCGAGACCCUGGACAGCGGCACGGGCAGCGACCUGGAGGGCCACCUCAGCCAGAUCAGCCAAAUCAGCCAGAUCAAACAGAUCAGCCAGCAGGCAGUGAGGCCACCUCUGCUGGAGCUGCACCUGCAGAGCACGCGGCUGAAGGUCGGUGGCCAGGAGGAGCAGGCGGGUCAGCAGGAGCAGGAGGUGCAGCGGGCCUACAGCCUCACCGACGGCAGCGAGGAGGGCGACGAGAGCGGCCACUCCUCGCUCAGCUGCGACUCCCUGCACUCCGGCGGGCUGCUGCCCACCUCCCUGCUGCGGGACAUCCGGCUGAGGGAGCGGGCGGGGGAGCGGGAGCGAGAGGGACGCCCACUAGUCACCAAGAUCGACGGCAGACCGCUGCAGUUCGAGGCGGACGGGUACUACACCUUCCACGUGAACGAGCACGCGAGCUGCCGCAGCUCCGGCGCCAGCUCGACCUCCUCCUCCUCCUCCUCGGCGGAGUGCGAUGCGCAGGAGCAGGCGCAGGCGCAGGCCUUCCCGGAGGAGCCGCAGGACGAGGGCUUCGCCGGGUUCCGGGACGUGCGGACGACGAGCCAGCCCUGCGCCAGCGCCACCAUCAGGUCCGCCAAGGGAACCGUGCGGGGCGUCCGGAACCGGGUGCGCAGUGGAGUGGCCACCUUCAUGCAGCUGCAGCAGCCCAACCUCAGGAGCCACAUGGAGAAGGACCAGGGCAAGGUGGUGCUGUACACCACCAGCAUGGGCAUCAUCAGGGACACGUACGCCAAGUGCGCCAGCGCCAAGCAGAUCCUGCGCACCCUGCUGGUCAAGUUCGAGGAGCGGGACGUCUUCAUGAGCGUCGAGUUCCAGCAGGAGAUGCGCGAGCGGAUGCCCGACAAGAGCGUCCGCGUGCCGCAGCUCUUCGUCGAGGGCCAGCACAUCGGGGACGCCGACGCUGUGGAGCGACUGAACGAGAGUGGCGAGCUGCGCCAGAUGCUGAAACCGUACAAAUCGAUCGCCACGGCGUUCACCUGCCAGACGUGCGGCGGUUACCGCAUGCUGCCGUGCCCCUCGUGCAGCGGGUCCAAGAAGUCGGUGCACCGCAACCACUUCACGGCGGAGUUCGUGGCCCUCAAGUGCAUGAACUGCGACGAGGUGGGCCUGGUCAAGUGCCCCAACUGCUGAGGAGGCCCUGCUUCCUGCUUUGCUGUGCGCAAAUCUUGGAGUCGCUUUUUGUAAACAGUUGUGAUAUUUGGGGCAGAUGCGGCCGAGACGGACGAGGACGAGGACAAGGGUCGGGAUGGAGGAUGGAGGAUGGCGGAUGGGGAGGCGGAUGAGCUGCUGGAGCCCAAGUGACACCACACACACGGGACAGGAGACGGGAGACAGCAUGUGCAUAUGUGAAUCGAGGAGAUAUCGAAUAAAGCGUAAACCUAGUUUUCUGA